This is a messenger RNA of Acaulospora morrowiae, 792 nucleotides long. NCBI's taxonomy places the organism in Eukaryota, Fungi, Glomeromycota, Glomeromycetes, Diversisporales, Acaulosporaceae. The record is from the annotation of a GenBank genome assembly.
AUGAAUUUGAAAAAUAAUGGAAGCAUCGCUAUAUCAUGUGGAAUCAGCACAGCUGAGAAGAAGGUAACCUUGUUUAUGGCGGAAAAUGUAAUCUUCAUAUUGUAUCAAGCAUUCCAAUUUUACCUUUGUUUAAAUGCGGCUCUUAGUUUGAACAUGAUUCAAAUAACCACAGUGGUCAUACUCGAUCUCGGUGCCACAUUUUACACACUUGUUCAGCAAAUACAGAUUGACACGAAUCUGAAUUUAAUACAAACCGCAUGUCUGGGUUAUUUCUACAUAGAACCAAAAUAUAUACAGAAUGAAUAUUUAUACUUCGCAUUCUCGUUGGCAUUCUCAAUCGCAAUUUCUGGAAUUUCACUGAAACUUUACAAUCAACUGAGAUCUGUGACGUAUAAAAACGCAAAUAUUGAUUCAAAGACCCAGGCAAUAUAUAGGACAACACUAUUUCUCGAAAUGCUGCUAAAAGUGGACUUUUUCUUGAUAGUCACAUACGCUUUCCUCACCUUUUCAGCCAUGCCCAUAAUCUGGAACGGAUCGUUGAUCGUUCGAAUAAUGUUUAUCGUUCAUUCGAUAAUGCUGGUCGUGGCCAUUUUCUUAGAAAUUCUAGUGUAUUAUUCGCUCAACAAAGAAUGGAAAAUCGGAAUGUACAUAUUCUUUGCAUUAUGGUCUCUGUGUGGGGUAGAAUUUACUCUUUUCAUUGAUAACGGUAUUACUCUUGCUAAACGAGGGUGGUGCCUUUUGAUAUCAUUAAGUAAGCCUAUUUAUAUGCACAUAAUUGAAAUUCUCGAAUAA